Trichoderma harzianum CBS 226.95 is the source of this 1774-nucleotide messenger RNA. RefSeq lists its product as hypothetical. Lineage: Eukaryota; Fungi; Ascomycota; Sordariomycetes; Hypocreales; Hypocreaceae. The transcript has a single exon. Gene Ontology annotation, biological process: mRNA splicing, via spliceosome. Gene Ontology annotation, cellular component: U2-type spliceosomal complex; post-mRNA release spliceosomal complex. The coding region runs from base 239 to 1321 and encodes 360 amino acids. The record is from RefSeq and is a predicted model, not a curated record.
AACGCCCAGGCACUUACACGGGCUUUUAGGCGGAGUGGCGUGCCCCACUCCCAAUUCCAGGGUCCUUUUCUACCUAGAGUGACGUAUCGCUAUCAAUUCGCACUCCACAACACCAUCUACAAUCCAACUCUUCUCUUCAUCCUCAUCCUCAUCUCCAACCUCAACCUCUCUAAGCAAAGAACAACAACAACAACACAAACAGCUACAUAAUCGCCAUCCUCACAACAACCCGCCCACCAUGCAGGGCUUCAACAUGGGACGCUACGUCCCCCCAGACCUCGAAGGCACCACCUCCGGCAACAAGCUCAACAAGAAACACCCCCUCGGCAACCGCGCCUCCAAGCUCGCAUCCCACGGCAUCCUCACCGUGCGCUUCGAGAUGCCCUUCCCCAUCUGGUGCGCGCACUGCCCGAAGCCCACAAUCAUCAGCCAAGGCGUGCGCUUCAACGCCGAGAAGAAGCGCGCGGGAAACUACUUUUCGACGCCGGUAUGGAGUUUUCGGUUCAGGCAUGUUGAGUGUGGGGGGUGGAUUGAGAUGCGCACCGAUCCGAAGAACACGGCGUAUGUUGUUGUCGAGGGGGCUACGAAGCGGGAUACCGGUGAUGCUGGGGAUGUAGGAGAGGGGGUAGCUAUUUUGACGGAUCGUGAGAGGGAGGAGCUGCGCAAGAAUGCCUUUGCGAGUUUGGAAAAGACGAUUGCGGACAGGAAGCAGCUUGAGAUGGCGGCGGAAAGGCUUGAUGACUUGGAGGACUUGUCGAGGCGGCAGUGGGAUGAUCCGUAUGCGCAGAAUCAGAGGCUGAGAAAGGCGUUUCGCGUGGGUCGCAAGGAGAGGGAGAAGAUGGCUGCUGCGACGGAGGACUUGAAGGAGAGGAUGGGGCUGGGGCUGGAGUUGCUGCCGGAGAGGGAGGAGGAUGCGAAGAGAGCCGCUUUGGUGGAUUUUGGGUCUAGGCCGGAUGGUGAGGACGAGGAGGAUAAGGCGCUUUCUAAGCCUUUAUUUGCAUCGACGACGACGACGACGAGUUCACGAGCCAAAGCACAACAGAAAUCAUCAUCCUCGGCCAUGAAGGACACCAGGCUCAAGGCCGAAAAGGAAGCGUCGAGGAGAAAAGAGACCUUUGUUGCAGGCGUCAUCUCCAACACGCGGGCAGCGCAGGACCCCUUUCUUGUCCAGCCCAACAAUAACGACAAGGCGACAAGCAGCAGACCGUCUCUCGGUAUCGUCAAGAAGAGGAAGCGUGUUGACGGCGAAUCGGACGACAAGCCCGAAACUAAAGCCGCGAUGCCGGUUGGCGGAGGACUGGUGCAGUAUGAUUCUGAUUGAGUGCUGUGAGCGACGGCAUCUUUUCCCUCAUCUUGUUUUAUAUGGUUUCAAUGGCGCAUAGAUUUGGCAUUUAUAAAAGGGAAACGAUUCCCAAGCGAGAAAGAGAUGGAAUUACAUUAUGACAAUAUUUAGUACAGAUAUGAUACCCCUUUGUUAGAUUUAAUUGGAUGCAACUGGCACAUUACGGCCAUUUCUUUAUUUAAUCAAGAUGCAUUGAAAACUACUCGCAUUCCGCAUUCUAACGGACAUCCUAUUCAACAUACUGUAACCCAAUCCCACUCAUUACCUGAGCUUCCUCCUCCACGCUGUCGUCCAUUCAAAUACCUAGGUACCAAACUCCAGAGCACAUGUGACCCAAACGUAGUCGUCUCUCCUCCCACAUCUCAGAGGCAAGCAAGAGAGAUACCGACAAAGACAAAAGUAGAAAAAGUAGAAAAGGGGCAGCUGGUGCGA